This is a messenger RNA of Juglans microcarpa x Juglans regia, 1059 nucleotides long. Its product is annotated as protein HEADING DATE REPRESSOR 1-like. The record is from RefSeq and is a predicted model, not a curated record. Gene Ontology annotation, biological process: regulation of flower development. The transcript has 3 exons. Bases 200 to 838 code for a protein of 212 amino acids. Lineage: Eukaryota; Viridiplantae; Streptophyta; Magnoliopsida; Fagales; Juglandaceae.
CCGAAUAAUUUUAUCCUCUCUCUCUGUGCUGAGCGACCAAAUUACAGAAUAUAGCUGAGAUGCCCACAAACAAACAUAUCCCAUUCCAUCCCCCAACAAUUUUAUCAUCUCUCUGUGUCUCUAGGAAAGCUUGUUCUUCCUUGAAAGUCUGACUUGGAGUUGAAGGUUUUGUUCUCUCUUCCUCUCUUCUUCUUCUUUAAUGGAAAACCAAAACCAGAUUAGGGAAAGGAAGACGGUGGAUGGAGCUUUGGUAGGGUUCUCUCCGGUCUCUUCCCCUCGGAUUUUUUGGAAAUCUCGAAAGAGAUCAGCUAUUGGGAGGAAUUUAGAUGAGGUAGCGGAAGACAAUGCUAAUGAAACACCCAACAAGCAGGGAGGAGAGCCUAUGACUGAAAAGAAGACGCAGGACCCUGCUGCAAUUGCUGAUAUCUCUGAGCGUCGAAAGGCUCUGUUUGAACCUUUAGAGCCUAUAACCAAUAUAAAUGGCCGAAGACCAUCAGCUGAGUCAUUACUCCCGCCACCGGACUUUGACCCUGCAAACUAUCCCCGAGGUUGGCUGAUUGGGAAGAAGAGAAAACUAGUCAAUGUGGAUGUUGUCGAGAGCAUGCGGAAGAUUGCUAUCCAGGAAAUGAACAGAAAGGACCGGGAGAUUGAUGGCCUGAAUCAGCAAUUGGAAGAGGAUUCUCAGUGCCUAGAACACCUGCAGCUCCAACUUCUGCAAGAACGAAGCAAACGCGCAGAGGUCGAGAGAGAAAAUGGAAUGCUGCAAGAGCAGAUAUCCAUGUUGAUGAACAUGUUGCAGGACGAGUCAAUGGGGGAUGAAGGCGCAGAGGAACCAUAGUGGUCGGUUGCUUGGUUUUCUUGUUUUCUUGUUUUUUUUUUUUUUUUUCCUUUUUUUUUGUAGCAUGCUUAGAAAUUUAAUAGUUUAAUUGCAAUUAUACAAAAACAUCUUAUAUAUAAUAUAGCAUAGGUUGUUGGCACUGGUUGUACAUUGGAUAUAUUCCAUUUAUUGUAACAAGUUCUAUUUGUUUGUAACAAGUUUCAAUCUCAUAUAUUUUUGCA